Colletotrichum orchidophilum is the source of this 150-nucleotide messenger RNA. RefSeq lists its product as uncharacterized. Lineage: Eukaryota; Fungi; Ascomycota; Sordariomycetes; Glomerellales; Glomerellaceae. The record is from RefSeq and is a predicted model, not a curated record. The coding region runs from base 1 to 150 and encodes 49 amino acids. The transcript has a single exon.
AUGAAGCUCUUCAUUGGUCUCGCCUUUGUGGUGGCGGCGCGUUCCUUGCUGAAUCUGGCGUGGUCCCUUGGGGUUGUGGGAUUUCCAGAUGUCAGGUCAGCGCAGGUGGCUAGUAAGAGCUGUACAGAAACGAAUAUUGCUGUUUUGUAG